Messenger RNA from Tribolium madens (black flour beetle), 1387 nucleotides. RefSeq names its product probable H/ACA ribonucleoprotein complex subunit 1. The record is from RefSeq and is a predicted model, not a curated record. The coding region runs from base 136 to 1293 and encodes 385 amino acids. NCBI's taxonomy places the organism in Eukaryota, Metazoa, Arthropoda, Insecta, Coleoptera, Tenebrionidae. The transcript has 6 exons.
CUUUUUAUUUUCUCAGGUUCAACAGGUACUGACGUAUAUAUUCACACUUUUGGAAUUUCGUUCACAGUGUGUUAGUUUCUUCAUUGUGCUUCACUUGUGGUUAGUGUUAAAAAGAAGAUAAGAUAAUAAUCAAGGAUGAAAAUGUGGUUACUUCUACAUACAACUUUAUUCCUCCCAGUUUUAAUCAACGCACUUCCAACAAAUGUCGCAAAAUCCUCGUCGGUUUCAGCAAGUUUUGAAAGCAGUGCUCCCGCUCCAUUUACUUUCGAUAAUGGAAACGUCGGUGUUAAUUUCCUCGGUUACCACGCAUCUGCUGGUCUUGGAGGUCUUUUGAGCGGAAAUGCAGCAGAUGGAGGUCUUCACGCUGAAGCUGGAACUCCUUUCGGACAACAGGCCGGAGCUGGACUUGGAGGAACAGUAGAUUCAAGCGGUAGAGCUGCCGGCGGCUUGUAUGCAGGGGCCACCGCCGGUGCCGGUGCUUCGGCCGGAGCUGGUCUUGGAGGAGCCACCAGUGCUUCCGGCUCAGUCGGCGGAUCAUUCGCGGGAGCUUCAUCUGGUGGUAGUGAAACCCACAUAACCAAAAUAUCCCACAAAGCACCUGCUGUAGCCACAGGCAAGUUAACCGUAAAAACUUCAGCCCCCGUCGUCCACAAAGAAGUCGAAGUGAUUGCAACUCCCGUCGUUCACAAAGAAGUUGAAGUUGUGGCUGAACAACCCAAACCCCAAACAACUUACAUAGAAAGAACCGUUAUUCCUAAUUACGUCGAAAAGAAAAUCCAAGUUCCUACCUACGUUGAAAAGACAAUCCGAGUUCCUACAACCGUCGAGAAAACUAUAAGAGUACCUGCCCAGCCUACUGUUAUUGAAAAAGAAGUUUCGGCUCCUGCGUCAGUGGGAGUUAGAGGGAGUUAUGCUACUGAAGUUGAAACUGUGCCAAAAACAGUAACGUACGUGCAAAAAACUAAAAUACACGGACAUCAUCAUCCUCAUCUUCAUCAACGUGUACAUUAUAAGAAUGUUGGAUUUGGAGGAGGCUAUGGGGGCGGUUUCGGAGGAUUUGGAUAUGGCGGAGGAUACGGUGGAGGAUAUGGUGGUGGGUAUGGAGGAGGAGGCGGCGGGGCGUCGGGAAGUUACACUGCCACGGUUACGAAAACUGCCAAUCCGCAAUUUUUCAAUGAUAUUUUUAAUAUUCCUAUCUCCACCCUAGGGGCUGUUAGUAAGUUUGUAAGUGGUAUUGCGGGAGGGGCCAGUGGAUCUCUCUCUGUGUCAAAAUCAGUUGGAGUUUCUGCCUAGUAAUUUCUUAAUAUCGAAUGUGAUGUUUUAGUACUUAGAAGUAUUUAAAUUUUUAGUUGUACUAAAUUUUCUACUCAAUACAAACUAAAAUAAA